This is a messenger RNA of Striga asiatica, 1231 nucleotides long. The record is from the annotation of a GenBank genome assembly. NCBI's taxonomy places the organism in Eukaryota, Viridiplantae, Streptophyta, Magnoliopsida, Lamiales, Orobanchaceae.
UAUCACUGCACUGACAUGCAUCUGGGACCAAUAGUCAUCAUCAUUCUAUUUGUUCUCACAAAUGGAUAUGAAUACAAAUCAAUAGUGUGAAUUUCACACCUUUUUUUUCUUUCUUGAAAGUAGCUCUACAAAUAUCACAGAAAACAUAUCUCAUUGCUCAAUUGCUCCAAAUGGGAUAUUGAGAUUUUAUAUAAUUUCUAUUUUGGUAUUUUCAUUUGAUCACCUGCAACAUUUGAUUCCCAAAAAAAAAUCAAGAAAAAGAAAAAAAAAUGGAAAAUGUUGCGGAAUCGUCGAUUGUGCCUCCGGGCUUUCGAUUUCACCCGACAGAUGAAGAACUCGUCGGGUAUUAUCUCAAGAGGAAGGUCAACUCUCUCAAAAUUGACCUUGAUGUGAUCAUUGACAUUGAUCUCUAUAGAAUUGAGCCAUGGGACAUUCAAGGCUUUUGGAAGGCAACGGGCCGAGACAAGGCCGUUCUCUCAAAGGAUAAGCUCAUAGGGAUGAGAAAGACUUUAGUUUUUUACCAAGGGCGAGCGCCAAACGGGAGAAAAUCUGACUGGAUCAUGCACGAAUAUCGGCUCCAAACAUCCGAAAAUGAACACACUCAGGAAGAAGGAUGGGUCGUUUGCCGCGCGUUCAAGAAGCCAACCCCAAACAACAAACAAAGCUUCGAAUCUUGGACUAACUCGACUUCCUUAGCACAAAAUGUUAACCUUCAUAAUCAAGGCACGACGAGCUUCAAUCCGCCUUUAUCCAACAUUCGAAAUCCUUUAGUAGAGCUUCGAAAACUCGGGAGCCCCUCGAUUUCCACGAGUUUUGCCAGCACAAAAGAAAAUAUUUUCGACCAAAAGGGGAUUUUUGAGAGUAUUGGUAGUAAUAGUCUGUAUGGGGAAUAUUGGAAGAGUUUUGAUAGGUUGCUUGAGUCUCAAGUAAUUGGGCCGUCGUCGUUUGCUGUGCAGCCAAACAUGCCCUUGGUAAUGUCAUCACACAAUCUUGGGCUUCUUGCUGAUGAUCAAACUCAUAUGAACCAUGCACUUGAAUGUUUUCUAGACUUGUAGCAGAAGAUGCAUAUAUAUCUAUCUAUAUAUAUAUAUAUACCACUUUAUUUAUAUAUCAUGUCCAUGUAGGAUUUUGAUUGGAAGUGUAAAAAUAACAAGCCUUUUUUGGAAAAUUUUAUUUGAAUUUUGAUUUGAGCAUAUANGCCUAUUUAGUUUAUGAAAAUAGUAGUUUUUUU